GCCACCGUCAGCUCGCCAUGGGCCCGAGCAGAUUCCAUCGCUUCCAUUGCCAUGGGCAUUAGCGAACAGGAAUUUCUGCACCCGGAAUCCAUCUCAGAUACCUUGAAAUGUCCUGUUUGCUUCGAAAUCUUCGAUGACCCUGUCUUUUGUGGCGGCCGCCCAUGCCAGCACGUCUUCUGCCGCCAAUGUGUCGAGCAAUGCUUGGUGGCUGAGUCCCACUCUCAGGAGGACGAUGAGAAAGCCAUGGGCACCGGAGCAGUGGGGCAUUGCCCCACCUGUCGAGCUGAGAUGCAUUUGCAGGACCUGCGUCCACACCAGGCCUUACGAAGCCUCUUAGAUGAGCUGCCCGUGUGCUGUCGCCGUGGCUGCGGGUGGACAGGUCGUCGCGAUGCCUUGGUGGCGCAUGAAGCCUCAGGACCCAAUCAGUGCAUCCAUUUACGUCUUGAAGCUGCAGAGGCCCAAAUUGCUUUCCUAAGCGAGGCUGGUGGUCACCUAAGAGAAAGAGACCGGAAGAUCGCUGAGUUGGAGCUAAGGGUGGCCCAACAAGAUCAGCAGGUGGUGGAUUUUGGUCGCCAGUUGCUGGCCAGAGAGGUGCGCAUUCAGGAAUUGGAGCGUUUGCUGGAAGAACAGGAGAGAAACCUCACGCAGAAAGACGUGGAGCUUGCUCUCCUGCAGGCCAGAGGUCUUCGGCCCCCUGAGGAGGAACGCACCGGAACUGACCUGUGGCUUUAAGAUCUUUAAGCUCCAGUCACAAAACUGCACGGAACGGGCUGGUCUCGAAAAUUGAGAUCCCUGAAAGCGGUGUUCUGCUGCGAGAAAAA
Molecule: messenger RNA, 821 nt
Organism: Cladocopium goreaui
Lineage: Eukaryota; Dinophyceae; Suessiales; Symbiodiniaceae
Source: the annotation of a GenBank genome assembly